Molecule: messenger RNA, 2031 nt
Organism: Phyllotreta striolata
Lineage: Eukaryota; Metazoa; Arthropoda; Insecta; Coleoptera; Chrysomelidae
Source: the annotation of a GenBank genome assembly
UGUUUGUAUGCAUUUUUUCGAUUUAUUCCAAGUUGUUUUAAUAACUUUUGUUAAAAAUAUAAACAACAAUGGUACAUGCGUGUGUUAGUUGCAAAAAAGUGGAUUAUUUAAAUCUAAAUUUGUCUUUUCAUCAAUGGCCUGCGACUGUCCGCUAACCCAGCCAGGCCCCACGUUGGCCUCCACCUGCGGCGGCGCCCCGUUCAUGCUCUUCAUGGGGCUGCUCGAGGUCUUCCUGCGCUCCCAAUGCGACAUCGAAGACCCCUGCAACAGGCCCCGCAGGCCCCAGCUCUUCCGCGACUACGAUUUCGUCGUGGUGGGGGCCGGCAGCGCCGGCGCCGUCGUCGCCAGCCGCCUCUCCGAGAUCCCCGAAUGGAGGGUACUGCUCGUCGAAGCCGGUCACGAUGAACCCACCGGGACGCAAGUACCCUCGAUGUUCCUGAAUUUCUUCGGUACCGACAUCGAUUGGGGGUACCAGACGGAGCCCGAAACCCAGGCCUGCUUGGGCGAAACCGACCGAAGAUGCUACUGGCCCAGGGGAAAGGUCCUGGGCGGUACUUCGACGAUGAACGGCAUGAUGUACAUGCGAGGAUCGCGCAAGGACUACGACGAUUGGGCGUCGAUGGGCAACGAGGGCUGGAGCUACAACGAGGUCCUGCAGCACUUCCUCAAGAGCGAGGAUAACCAGCAGAUGGAUCAAGUCGACGUCGGGUACCACUCCACCGGCGGUUUAUUGACCGUCUCCCAGUUUCCCUACCACCCGCCUCUAUCGAAAUCCAUACUGAAGGCUGCUCAGGAGCUCGGUUAUCCGAUAAGGGAUCUAAACGGUAGGUACCACACUGGGUUCAAUAUAGCGCAGACUACCAACAGAAACGGGUCUAGAUUGAGUACAGCUAAAGCUUUCCUGAGGCCUUUCACGCGCAGGAACAACCUGCAUGUUUUACUGAACGCCACCGUUUCGAAGGUACUCAUCAACGCUUCCACCAAGGAGGCGUACGGGGUGGAAGUGUUGCAGGAUGGUAAGAGAACCAGCGUGUACGCCACCAAAGAGGUGAUCGUAUCAGGAGGAGCCGUAAACUCUCCGCAAAUUCUUCUUCUAUCCGGCGUGGGUCCCGAAGAGGAGCUGAAGAAAGCCGGAGUACCGCUGGUGCACGAUCUGCCCGGCGUCGGGAGGAACCUCCACAACCACGUGGCCCACAGUAUUAACUUCUUCAUCAACGACACCAAUACAGCCACAUUGAACUGGGCCACUGCCAUGGAGUACCUGCUCUUUAGAGACGGGCUAAUGAGCGGAACUGGUAUAUCGGAGGUGACGGGUUUCGUUAACACCAAGUACCAAGACCCUGCGGAGGAGCACCCGGACAUCCAGUUCAUCUUCGGCGGGUUCCUGGCGAAUUGCGCUCGAACCGGGCAAGUGGGGGAGAAGAUCGAUAACAAUUCCAGAUCGAUCCAAAUCAUCCCAACGCUGUUGCACCCUAAAAGCAGAGGCUACCUCACUCUAAAAGACUCCAAUCCUUUGAGUCACCCAUUGAUAUACGCCAAUUACUUUACUCACCCCGAGGACAUCAAAGUGCUAGUGGAAGGGAUCAAGGUGGCGUUGAGAUUAGCCGAAACCAAAGCUUUGAGGAAAUACGGAAUCCAGUUGGAUAGGACUCCUACAGGGGGUUGUGAGAAGCUCUCCUUCGGAUCGGAUAAGUAUUGGGAGUGUUCGGUGAAGCGACGGACUGCGCCCGAGAACCACCAAUGUGGCUCCUGCAAAAUGGGCCCCCCGACCGAUCCCAUGGCUGUGGUGAAUCCCUCCUUGCAGGUUCACGGGGUUGAUAGACUUCGGGUGAUCGAUGCUAGCGUGAUGCCCAAAGUGACUUCGGGUAAUACAAAUGCCCCUUGUAUUAUGAUCGGCGAAAAGGGGGCCGAUUUGAUCAAAUCCAGAUGGUUGACGGCGGAAUCUGGAUACUAUUAUUCCAAUAUACCGAGCCAGAGGAUAGACAGGACCAGGGGGUCGUGGUAGAUGUUUUGUAGAUGUUUAAGUAAUUU